AUGGCCUCAGAAAAGCUAGGCGCCACCAUAGAGAAUGUCUGGAUGAAAACCAAACAAACCAGGCCGUAUGCUCUCCUUUGGACAACUGCAGUCGCACUGAAAUGGCCCCUGCUCUCCCCAGUGGCUCCUCGUAUUGCGCUUAUUGGCUUCAAAUACUGCCAACCACUGUUGCUGGCGAGCGUGGUCAAUUAUGUGCAGCUCCCAGAUACAGACCGUGACAGAAAUGCCGGCUAUGGUCUGAUCGGAGCGACAGCCAUCGUGUACGUUGGGAUUGCAUGGACUUACAAUCUCAAAGUAUACCGGUCCACCGUCAUGAUACGCGGCUCGCUUGUGAGCAUAGUCUACCGCAAAACCUUGAGACUACAUCUGAAUGAAGCGAAAUCUUCCGCCGCGUUAACUCUAGCUAGUUCGGAUGUGGAUCGGAUUGGCCUGACAGUUGAAAGUGGCCAUGAGAUUUGGGCCAGUAGUAUUGAAACCGUAUUAGCCCUCGUGCUGCUGCAACGACAAUUAGGCUGGGCCAAUAUUGCUCCUGUAUUGCUCGCUUUGCUGGCUACCGCUGCAAAUACGCGAAUUGCAAAGUAUGUUCCACGGCGCCAACGGGAAUGGGGCGCUGCGAUCCAGAAGCGGGUAACCCUCACAUCAUCAGUCCUCAGAAAUAUGAAAAGCGUCAAGAUGAUGGGCCUGCAGGAGACCAUUGCUCGGACGAUCCAAAGGGCCAGGGUAUAUGAGUUGGAUCUGUCAAAGCGCUACCAGAGUUUCUUUGCCUACAUGGCCAUUAUCUCAACCAUACCUUUACAAUUCUCUGCAGCGUUAGCUUUUGUCAUCUAUAUAUAUGGUGUCAAAUCACACCAUGGGCAUGACUCUGUCGCAGCACAGAUCUUCGCCUCACUCUCACUGACCCAGCUGCUCGCUACUCCAUUGCAAAAAGUCUUAUCUUCCAUUCCGUCAUUUGCGGGGUCCCUUGGUUCCUUCACACGUAUCGAAGCUUACCUCCGGCUUGAUGAUCGUGUUGAUAGCAGAGAUACCAGCUUUGCAGGUAUCCGAGAACCCCCGAAGGAGCCAAUUGUACACGGAAACCAGCUUGAAUUGGGAAACCUGGGAGCACCAGGGACGAGCACGACUACGGGCAAACAUGCAAUUUCCGUGCGAGAGGCGGAUAUUUCCUAUUCCGCGUACUCGCAUCCAAUCCUCCACAAACACAAAUUUGAGAUUCGGAAAGGUCUUUUGAACGUAGUCAUCGGCCCUGUGGGCUGUGGAAAGACCACGCUGCUAAAUGCCCUCCUCGGCGAGAUUACGAUCUCCAGUGGCAAAGUGCUGGUAGAUGAUUCUCCAAUUGCCUAUUGCCAGCAAACUCCCUGGCUCCUAAAUGCCUCCAUCAAAGAGAACAUCCUGAAUCAAUCUCCGUACGACGAGACCUGGUAUAAGACGAUGAUUUGGUCCUGCGGACUGACGGAAGACAUUGAACAACUGCCUAAUGGAGAUUAUACCAUUGUUGGAAGCCGGGGAGCAAGUCUAAGCGGUGGACAGGAACAGCGACUGGCGCUCGCCCGGGCAGUCUACGCCCGAGCACCGUUAGUCGUCCUGGACGAUACCUUGAGUGCUCUCGAUGCGCGAACUGAGAAACUGGUUUUUGAUCGUCUGUUGUCCAAAACAGGGCUCUUCCAGCGGCUUGGAGCGACGGUCAUCCUGGUGACUCACUCAGUGCAGCAUCUUCGAUCAGCGGAUAAUAUCAUUGUAUUGGAUUCAAAAGGACGUGUCGCGCAACAUGGCUCAUUCAGAGAGCUUAGUGGUCGAGAGGGACCAGUGCGACGCCUGUUAGCUGAGUGUCCUCCUGACAAGAGCAGUGCGGAAAAUAACGCCCCGGAGCCAGCUUCUGGUUCAGUUUCUUCAAGCCGAGCUCAGAGGGAAGCAAAUGUGUCAUUGCCGCAUGCUGCUGCUGUAGAAAGGAAGGCUAUAUCUGAUUCCGCCGUCUUGAUCUAUUACUUGAAGUCCAUCGGAUGGUAUCGGGCGUCGAUAUUUCUUCUUACAAGCCUCGCAUAUGUGUUCUGCAUCAGCUUCACCCAGAUAUGGGUCCAGUGGUGGACGGAAUCUAAGAAUUCCAAUGAUGGCUCCUUCUUAGGGGUCUACUUUGCUCUGGCAGUUGGUGCCAUUGCGAACUAUAGUUCGUCCAUCUGGUGCAUGAUGAUCUCUAUUGUGCCCAUUUCGGCAGCAAAACUGCACUGGGAGCUCCUUGACUCUGUUCUUCAUGCGCCCAUGUCAUUCUUCUCGUCUGUAGACUCGGGGAUCACCCUCAACCGGUUCAGUCAGGACAUGUCGCUGAUCAACAGCCGCCUACCUGUGUCUACAAUGCAGGCAACGCCGCUGGCUUUCCAAGCGCUAGCACAGAUCGUCCUUAUAGCCGUUGGGUCUACCUACCUGGCCAUUGCGAUUCCCUUCUGCCUCGGUACGACCUGGGCUCUACAACGAUUCUACCUCCGCACGUCGAGACAGCUUCGCUUACUCGACUUGGAACUGAAAUCGCCCUUGUUCUCAAGCAUUUCCGAGGCCCUCGAAGGUCUCCCGACUAUUCGCGCCUUCGGCUGGGAGGAGAAAUUCGAACGACGUAAUCAGGAUCGGUUGGACGCCUCGCAGCGGCCAGUCUACCUCCUCUACUGCAUCCAGCGCUGGCUGAAUUUUGUCCUGGAUCUCAUAGUGGCAGCACUGGCUAUCCUGCUAGUCAGCCUGGCAACUCAGUUGCAGAGCAGCACGAGCGCGGGCCGUCUAGGUGUUGCGAUGCUCAACAUCCUCGGCUUCAGCCAGAGUUUGUCCCAGUUCAUCUUCUUCUACACGGACUUGGAGACGUCGUUACAAGCGGUUUCCCGGGUCAAGGAGUUUGUGGAAACGACCGUCUCGGAAGAAGCGAGCCGCUGGUGUCUGACUGCGCAACCAGAAAACUGGCCUGCUCGCGGCGCGGUGGAGUUUCGUGAUAUCACGGCUUCAUAUGCUACUGGCACGGACAAUGCUGUGCUCAAGGGUGUCUCCCUAGCCAUCCAGCCUGGACAAAAAGUCGGAAUAUGUGGCCGGACAGGCAGCGGCAAGUCCUCCUUGCUUUCUGCCUUGUUCCGCAUGAUUGAACUCCAGAGUGCCAGCAUUACCAUUGACGGAAUCGACCUCAGCAGCAUAUCCCGGCAGGAGGUGCGUUCACGGUUAAUUGCAAUCCCACAGGAUCCCUUCUUGCUCCCCGGGACAGCCCGUUUCAAUGCGUCGCCCGACGAAACAGUCGCAGACAACCAAGUCAUCAAAGCCCUUGACAAAGUCGGACUGUGGGAGCACGUCCAGAUGCGCGGUGGCCUUGACACCGAUAUUGAUAUUCUGGCUCUGUCGCAUGGCCAGCAGCAGCUCUUUUGCCUUGCGAGGGCAAUGCUGAGGCCCGGCAAUAUUCUCGUACUGGACGAGGCGACUAGUAAUGUUGACUGGGGAACCGAUGAGGUUAUGCAACGGGUUAUUCGGGAGGAGUUUGCGAAUAAGACGAUUAUCACUGUUGCGCAUCGCUUGAGAACGAUUCUGGAUAGUGAUUUGGUGGUAGUCCUCGGCGAGGGACGUAUUCUUGAGGCAGGUCAUCCGGGGCAACUGCUGACGAGUCGAAGCCAAUUUUGGGAAUUGUGUAGUGCUCAAGGCAUCACCAUUGAUAGCAUCUGA
Messenger RNA from Aspergillus lentulus, 3678 nucleotides. NCBI's taxonomy places the organism in Eukaryota, Fungi, Ascomycota, Eurotiomycetes, Eurotiales, Aspergillaceae. The record is from RefSeq and is a predicted model, not a curated record.